CAGAGUGGGCGGCCCCUCCCCUUUCUCUGAGUGGGCGGGGACAGCGGUUGCAUGGGCAGCUUUCCUUAUGAUGCCACAGGUCCCUCUGGACAUGCUGCUGCCUGGCCACGCCUCCUUUCCCUUUCAUCUUUCUCACUGACCAAUGGGCUUGGAGCAUUAAGGCCACGCCCCUAUUCUGCGUUCCAUUGGUGCCCUGGUUACGCCACCUGUGGCUCAGUUGCACAGCUGCCUGGUAGGUGACUGGAGGCAUUGAGCAGUGCUCACUGGUAUUUCGCUGAUGUGGCCCCAACCCCGCCUCCCUCCCCACCCCGCGAUGUCAGAAAAAACACAACAGGGGAAAUUGGCCGCAGCCAAGAAAAAGUUAAAAGCAUAUUGGCAGAGGAAGAGCCCUGGCAUUCCAGCAGGAGCUAACAGGAAAAAGAAAAUCAAUGGCAGUAGCCCUGACACAGCCACUUCUGGUGGUUACCACUCACCUGGGGAUUCAGCAACAGGUAUCUACGGGGAGGGCCGUGCAUCCUCUACUACCCUGGAGGAUCUGGAGAGCCAGUACCAAGAACUAGCAGUGGCCCUGGAUUCAAGCUCCGCAAUAAUCAGUCAACUCACUGAAAACAUCAAUUCACUGGUUCGCACAUCUAAGGAGGAGAAGAAGCAUGAGAUACAUCUGGUACAGAAGCUUGGGAGGAGCUUGUUCAAACUCAAAAACCAGACGGCUGAACCCCUGGCCCCAGAGCCCCCAGCAGGGCCAUCUAAGGUAGAGCAGCUACAAGAUGAGACCAACCACCUAAGGAAGGAGCUAGAGAGUGUGGGAAGACAGCUCCAGGCUGAGGUGGAAAACAAUCAGAUGUUGAGUCUCCUGAACAGGAGACAGGAGGAGAGGCUACGUGAACAGGAGGAGAGGCUACGUGAACAGGAGGAGAGGCAACGUGAACAGGAGGAUAGGCUACAUGAACAGGAGGAGAGGCUACGUGAACAGGAGGAGAGGCUGUGUGAACAGGAGGAGAGGCUGUGUGAACAGGAGGAGAGGCUACGUGAACAUGAGGAGCAGGAGGAGAGGCUACGUGAACAGGAGGAGAGGCUGUGUGAACAGGAGAAGCUGCCAGGGCAGGAGAGGCUGCUGGAAGAGGUGGAGAAGCUGUUAGAACAGGAGAGGCGGCAGGAGGAGCAGGAGAGGCUGCUGGAGAGGGAGAGGCUGCUGGAAGAGGUGGAGAAGCUGUUAGAACAGGAGAGGCAGCAGGAGGAGCAGGAGAGGCUGCUGGAGAGGGAGAGGCUGCUGGAAGAGGUGGAGAAGCUGUUAGAACAGGAGAGGCGGCAGGAGGAGCAGGAGAGGCUGCUGGAGAGGGAGAGGCUGCUGGACGAGGUGGAGGAGCUCCUGGACGAGGUGGAGGAGCUCCUGGAGCAGGAGAGGCUUCGGCAACAGGAUGAGAGGCUGUGGCAGCAGUAGACUCUGCAGGAGCUGGAGAGGCUGCGGGAGCUGGAGAGGCUGCGGGAGCUGGAGAGGAUGCUGGAGCUGGGGUGGGAAGCCCUGUACGAGCAGCGGGCCGAGCCACGCAGCGGCUUCGAGGAGCUGAACAACGAGAACAAGAGCACACUGCAGUUGGAGCAGCAAGUAAAGGAGCUGAAGAAGUCGGGUGGAGCUGAAGAGCCAAGAGGCUCCGAGUCUGCAGCAGCAGCCAGACCAGUAGCUGGAGCCCCAGUCCCACAAGGAGCUUGGAUGUGCGGACAAGCAGGGUGGACUCCCCAGGAGCACCCAGGCUUGAGUGGAGAAGCUGUUGGUACAGGAGAGGCGGCAGGAGGAGCAGGAGAGGCUGCAUGCCAUUCUUUUCGGGCUGCGGAGAACAGGGAGCUAAACAUCACCAUCAUCUAAGAGCGGGUCAAGGAAUUGAAAAAAAAAAACAAAACAUUUAAGGGGUUAAUAUCCUACACAAUUCAUUUACUUCAUUUGAAUGUUAGAGCCACUUAUGUUUAUUUGUGUUUCUAAUUUAUAGUUUAAAUUUAUUUGUGUUUCUAAUUUAUAGUUUAAAUUUAUUUGUGUUUCUAAUUUAUAGUUUAAAUUUAUUUGUGUUUCUAAUUUAUAAUUUAAAUUUAUUUGUAAAAAGUUAAAUGAGAGUGGGUGUUUCUCUCAUGUUCACUCUGGCAUCUUUUAGCAUUUUUUUAAUUUGAUAAUUAUAGGACGUUAGCAUGCAUAUCGAGUUUGCCCUUAUGUGGUGGGAGUUCAAACACACAAAGACCCACUGUAUGCACACAACUGUUCUUGCUGGUUUGGGAUAGGCUGCCAUGCUUUUUUAAUGUUAGUACAGCCUGUAUAUUCAUUACGGAAUUCAGAUAAAAUUUCCUUAUGUUCUGCUGUUAUGUUUGAUCGAAUCCUAAUCACAGUGAGCUCUUCAUUAGCUCAAUAUGCAGUUUGCCCUCAAGUGCGCGGUCUAUUACUUUGUAAUAUGCCACUGUGAGUACUGACAUUUACAGUUGUUUAAAGGUGGAGCACUGGAAACAGCCUUUCCCCCUUUUUCUGUGUAUUGGGGAUGGGAGUAAUAACAUUUUGGGGAGGUUUUUAAAUCUCCCAGAAGAGGAAAGUGGCCUGCUUUGGCAGGUGUGUGCAGGAUAGAAUAUGUUUCAUUUGUUCCGGUGCCAAGAAUGAGCGCUGUACUACGGUAGUUCCCUUAGGAUUUGUAUGUGCUCUGGGCUCAUGAAGAUACUGCCUCAUGAGCUGUGGCAGUUGUACUCUUUUUUGAUGACCUGAAAAGGGAUUAUUUCUGAGGAAUGAAAGGCUCCCAUCAUGACUGUGGAUGUGGAAAACCUUUUCUAGCUGAGAGCAUUUAUAUCUACAAUACAUUUUAAAGUCAGAGUUCAUGUUCCCUGUUUUAAUCACAUGACUACAUGUCCCAGUACACAAAAGGGCACUGGUUGGCGUUCUCCUUAAUGUAUUUAGUAAAGAUCAGAAGAAAUCCUUUAAGAGUUUAAAUGCCCCUGGAACAGGCAUAUACAGGCUCUAGUCAAGAAUGAAUUCGAGUGAAGGAAAGCUGUGUGACACCUGGCAUUCCUCUGUGUUCAUGGAGCUUAUUUGAGGCUAGAAGAUGGAUUUUACCAUCUAGACCUCUCUGGCUAAUAGCUAGUCUUCAACCAUCUGACAUAGGAAUUUACUUCUUUUCCUUGAAUGGAGAACACUUUAAAAAUAAUAACAAACAUUAUUAUAAACUAAUAUAUGUGAGAGUACUUAGUUGAAACAAAAAGGAGUUUUAGUAGACAGUAUUAUACUACAUUUGAAAAUCAAGGAGCAGUUUAUGCAACGUAAAAUGUUUACAAACUGCAGCGCAAUCUACUGUUUGUGACUGUCAAAGUGUCAUGAGGAAAGUGUCUAUACAAUCACAGAGUUAUAUUUCCUCACAAAGUUCUUUACGAAGAGUGAAAUAUGUUUUUAUACCUCUCAGUUUCAGUUAGAGGCAUAUUUUGUGUAAUAUUUAUGGCUUAAAAUGGACUAAAGGUCCUGUUCUUGCCUUUUCUGAACUUGCCGCUUUUGCAUUCUUUGAGUUCAGUUUAAAGACACUUACUUUAACUCCAUUUUAAACCCUCGGGCUAGAAAUCGUACCACUGUUAAUUAGCCACGUUAUUUGGUCUAACAGUUUUUGUUUAUCAUUCUGAAACUGAGCUUAUCUAAUACAUUGAUAAAUUAUUUCAAAGGUAUUUUUAUAGUUCAAAUCGCUUCACUUUUACCCUGACACGUAUAAAUGAAUAGGAAUGACCUUCAGAUAGCGUUUAGCAACUGUAACCAAUCUGACAAUAAUGUGUUCAUCAGGUACCUGUGGAUUAAAUCACAUACUGGCAUAUUUAAGAUGAAUGUCAGUCUGAAAAAUAAAUAUACUAUAUUAAUUCAAAUACGACUCUUUGUGUAGGUAUUUUGUCAUAUGUUUAAGAAAAAGCUAAAGAGAAUGGAAAUCCUAUGACAAUAACUCAAGUCUUUCUUCAAAGUGCAUGCAGUCUUUUGCAGUACCUCAUUCAGCCAAGUAUUUGUUCUCUACCUCAUUCAGUAUAAGGCAGCCUUUAAUUUGCUUAGAAGGCAACAUUAGAAGGUUAGAGUUCAGCAGGAACAUAGAAUUUUAAAAUGUGACUUCAACUGAAUAAAUUUGAAUUUCUGUAGGGAGUAAAGAAUCAAAACACCUAUUUAAAGACUGCAAAAUAUGAUAAUUAUUUUUAAAGUAAUUGAUUAAACCUGGUAGGUUUUCCCAAAAUGAAAAACAAUCAGUUCUAAAACCAAAGCUGAUUUUUAGAAAAUGUGAAAAUGUAAAUCAACCCUAUCCAUAAUAGAUUCUCUAAAACUUUAUCUUACAGUCACUUUCAAAUAACUAUUCAAAAAUGUAACUGCUAUAUUAACGUCUUAAAAUAAUUUAAAACAUUUUAAAAUAUGAAUACUGUAGUUUAAAACAAAGAAUCUAGGGGAAGGAAAAGUAGACAAAGAAAUGCCAAUUCCAGUCCAAAGCUGUAUUUGCCAAGUUUUCUUAGAAUGACUUUUACCGAUUUAUGAAUUCUUAUACACAGAAUGCAUAAUGGAAAUACUGAUUUUUGUCUAAAGUGGCAUUAUUGACUGCUGCUGUGAUGCUACUGUAAUGUAAUACAUUAUUAAAUUGUUUCAAGGUGC
Homo sapiens (human) is the source of this 4630-nucleotide messenger RNA. RefSeq names its product golgin subfamily A member 6-like protein 4. The record is from RefSeq and is a predicted model, not a curated record. NCBI's taxonomy places the organism in Eukaryota, Metazoa, Chordata, Mammalia, Primates, Hominidae.